CCGACGUGGAAACAGUUUACAGGAUUCUGCAGUCUGCUGAGCAAAACAGGCCUGCUGUAUUUAGUCUGUUCCCAGAUCAGCAUUCUUGAGAGUAUUUACGGGACUCCAGCUGUAUGCUCCGCUAACGUCAGAAGACCCGCGGAAAUUCAAAGUUAGAGGGGGAGGAGAGUGAAAGCAUAAAACAACAAGAAGGUUGUUUCUUGUUUCCUGUCAGUUAGCGUUGACCUGUUUUAAUACUGUAGUUUCAUACAGACCUCUUUUCAGGUUUCUGACUAAUAACAGUGACGGCUGACAUCUUAAAAAAACAUAUCCAAUCUGUAAUGUCACUGUGGUUGCAGCUCAGUAUGGAAGCUGGCGAGGAAAAUAGUGGCAACGUCAAAUUGAAGAGACAGAGAGGACCUCUGUCAGAUUCUGGAGACAAUGUCCCCUCACCAUCAGAGAUGAAUAAUGGCCAGAAGCGGCGGCGCCUGGAGGCAGCUGGUCAGGAGAACUGUAGCCCGAAACCGUCCGAUUGCCUAGCUGAACUAGGGACAAAGCCAGACACACCAAUGGUUCCUUCAGUGCGGUCCCGAGUCCAGCAACUCACCCAGAGAAGAGAGGGAGCUCCACUGGCCCAGAGGUGCCUGUCAGAUCCUGGGGCUGACAGCCCAUCAGCCAUCAACCAUGACAAGGGCGUCAGAGAGCAUCUCAUCGGUGAGGGAGAAUUUAAUCAACGAAUGGAGCGGUUUAAAGCGCCAGUCUUCCAGGCAGGCCCCACACCAAGCCCUACUACCCUCUACCCUCGCUCCCGCUCAAAUUUUGUAUCUGGCAUUCAUCAGAAACUCCAGGGCACUACAACACCCAGCUCCAAGCAGGCCUCCCUCAUGCGCCAGGAACGGGAGCACGAGUUGAGCCAGUUGCAUCUCCAACCAAUCAGUGAGAAUGCCUGGCUAAAAAGGAGCAGCUCUGAUCCCUCAUUGGCUCAGCAGGGAAGGACCCCUCCUGGCCCCUCAUCUCAAUCCUCCUGGGUCCCUAGAUCUAGAAGGAGAGUUCACUGGCCUCCCAUGCAGCCUGGGGAUGUUGAUGGUGAUGCUGAGAUGAAAGAUGCCAGCUUCACAGAAGCUCCUACAUCAGGUGCAAAGAAGCCACCUAUAAAUACAACAGGUGGAAGGGCACCUUGUGACUCUGAAGCUCCAACAGCAUCUGUAGAGCAUGAAACCUCUAGUGAAGGGCAGCUGCGAAUGGAAGGGAAGGAGCAAAAUACUCAUCAGGGUGAAGAACUCAUGAAGGACAAACACCGCAGGGCUUCAGCUGGAAAUGAAGAAGAGCAGCUAGGGUCCCAGGAACCAGAGACCCAGACUUUAUUGAAGCUGUCUUUUAGCGAGGAUCAGAGUUUCUCCAAAACAUCUUACGGUGAGGAUCAGAAUGUGUCAGAUGAUGAACAGAGACUGCUAGAAUCAAUUCAUCCAGAUGAGUCAAAUGAAAAGGAAACGAGUGAGGUUUCCAAAGUAACUGAACAGAACGGGUUAGAGAUGUUUUCAUUUGAAGAAGAUGAAAAGAUUGAUGAAUCUUCAUACGGUGAAGAGGAGAUUGAGCCUUCAACAGAUGAGGAGUUAUGGUUGUGGAGAAAUCCUCAAGACAAUGUGUGCAAAGAGGAAGAGUCUAUCAAAGCUGAAGAACAGGAGGAAGAUGUGUGUGCUAAAGAGGAUCAAGGGGAGUUGGAUUCAUCCAAAGUGGAAAAAGAGAAAGGUGGCAGUGUUGCAGAUCAUAGUGAUCCCUUUGACAUCCAGGAUAGUGAAUGUUAUUUGGGUAAUGUCCCUGCUGAGAUUGCUGAUUCCUCUGAAUUGCAGGAAGAUGAGAAACCUAGACCAGAAGAGGACUCUGUGAAAGACUUGUGUACUUUAAACAGAGACCAAGUCAAUUUAGAGUCCUAUGCAGAAAGUAAUGAGGGAGCAGCUAGAGAAGAUACUGAUAUUUUUACAAUAAGACAAGACCAGAAAGACACAAAAGGAUUUACUCAUAAGAAUGAUAUACGUCAAAAAUUCCAGACAAUCAAUGUAAAAGAAGAAAAAAUUUACCUAGAGUCAAACAGAACAGGCCCAAAUAGCAGAGUGAAACGAAUGGAAGCAUCUCCUUUUGCAAAUGUAGUUCAGGCUCUGAAAGAAACACAGACAUAUUAUAUAGAACUUCAAAGAAACACUGAAGAUGUAGCAGAGCUGAAGGCAGAGCCUUCUGCUGAACCAGUAGACAUUGCCACAAAUGAUCCAGCUCUGAGUUUGACAGAGGUCCAGGUGUCAGAAUGCUUUUUGGAGACAGAGGAAAGGGAUCAAGAAGCAAAAGAUGAAAGACAGGGUGUUAUAGAUGGGCUGACAGAAGAAACUGACAAGGCAGAGGGAGCAGAGAACUUAAAGAGAGUCACUUUUAUCCUGGAGCCUGAGCUAAUCAAUGACUCAUUCCUGUCUGAGACCAGUACCUCUGUGGAGUCCAGGGCAGAGACAAGUAUGUCAGAUGCUGAACUGAGCUCUCAUGAUGAGACCAACACCACUGAAAUAAUUGAUCGGAUGUUCGAGGAGGUGCUUGAAUAUGCUGGAAGGAUAGAGGAAGACGGGGGAGAUGAUGAAGAUGCUGAGGACCGUGAUAGUGGUAUUGGUGCUUGCUCUACAGACAAAGAUAAAAUGGACACAGAGUCAGAGAAGGAGAAAAUUGAAGAAGAGGGUCAGGCCAGAGAAGAGUGUUGCGAAAGCAAGAAGCUUGAAAGCAAUGGAGAUGAGCUGCUGUCUUUCCCUCCUAGCGCCAUCCUCUCUCCUCUCAGCAAGUCUGUAGAGGCUGUGGUCACCCCUCUGCGGCUAGCAGCAAACCAGGAAUCGAAUCCUCCGUCUCUGCUUCUCACUCCAGAAGAGACCACCACCCCUCCUGUUGAAUCUGCUCCUCUAUACAGUGUUGAUGCCUACCGUACACAAAGGCAGAGUAAGCUGCCCACCAUUCAGAGUGUCACUCCUGGGAUACAGAGACGAGCUCAGCCAAAAUCUCAACCUCAACAUUCUGUCAACACCAAGGAGAAAAUCACGGCUCUUAAUGAAGAAGCAGGGAAACUGCAGACUGUCAUCAACCAGACCCUGCAGGCUCUGAGCUGCUGUACUGAUGAAGAGCAUGGACGAGGCUCACAGGAGGAGGCUGAAGCCGAAAAACUACUGCUGGUCUCCUGUGAGAAACGCUCUGCCUUGCUGGCAGAGGUAGCCAGACUGAGAGAGGAGAGGAACUCGGAUACUGGAGAGGACAGGGAGUACGUUUCCCAGCAGCCCUGCAGAGGGACUGUCAGCGUCACAAACAUCCAGCUGCCUCUCAAGGUUGAAUUUGUCUGCUCCUCACACAGCCGGACAGGUCGGCCGAGUCACUACUUUUUCGUCCUGAUCCGCUACGGGUCCUGCAACAUCAUCGCCACCCCACUGGCCACAGCUGCUGACGCUCAGAAUGGAGACACAAUCUCCUUCUCUACUUCUGUCACUCUGAAGGAUAUUCGCUCAUCCUUUGAGAUUGAUGUGGAAGUCUACAGUCUGUCCCACACUUCAGGUAGUAACUGCAGCAUGGACAGGACAACCACCAAGUCACGGGUCACACCAAGAAAGCUUCUGAACACAAUAACAAAAUCCAGUAACAGUCUGGCAUCUGCUGGUCCUACUGCUCUCAACACUCGUCGCUCCAGUAACUUUUGUCUUGUGGGUUCCCAUAAGAUCACCUUGGCCUCACUGGGACAGAGCAAGUUCCCUCUGGAUAAGAUGAAACUUGAAGGCAAAAUCAGGAGGCUCCUGGGAAAUGAAUUUCAGGAAAAGGUGCCUUUUCUCUCCCCUCUAGAGGGCAACAUCUACUUACAACUGGACAGCGAGAGUCACUCUAAUGUGCAACACCAAGGCUUCCUGACAAUGUUUGAGUUGAUCAGUGGGUAUGGGGUGUGGCAUCGCCGAUAUUUUGUGAUGGAAGGAUGCAGCAUGAACUACUGGAACCACCCCAAUGACAAAGAAACCAAGGAAGCAGAGGGAAGCAUCUUUCUGUCCAGCUCUCCCAGUCAGUGUGUCAGGCCUGUCAAGAGGGACUCAUGUGCUCGACCUUUUACCUUUGAGCUGGUGAGCAACACCCCAAAUCAGCAGCUGGACACCAGCCAGGAGGCCUUGGCAAAGUGUUGGUUUUCAGCUGACACCAAACAAGAGAGAUUGGACUGGAUGGAGAAACUCAACCAAGUUCUUUUGGACUUUCACACAUGGAACCGAAUGUCAGCAACCCAAACAGAAAGCAAGCAGUCAAACAAAUCAAGCAAUGGGAACUUGAGAGAGAGCAUACUGUAACUACAUCACUAAACCAACAUAAGUACUCAGAUGCAGUUUCUUAUAGUUUUGGCUGUCUGGGAUCCAUGAAGGCAUCCUUGGCUGGUAAAUGAGCUGACAUCAGGAUUUAGAUUCUUUAUUUCAGAGCUGCAGGAGAUGAGCUUCUUUAUAGGCUCUGUUUCACUGUUAAAAUGAAAAGCCAAAUUAUAAACAUAUAACCAGGCAAAAUGUAAUAUAUCUAAUGUUGAUUUAUCCUUGGGAUAAUCUAUCUAUUUGAGUUUCUGUUUAUUUCUUUUAAUCUGAAUCCAAUCAUUACUGUUGGUUUUCACUUUUAUUUGCUAAGUUACAGUUGCCAUUUGAAUAUUUUUAGUUUUUCUUUAUCAUGAUUUUGAGGAAAUUAGGUUUUAUUUCGAGUUUUUUUUUCUAUGGCAGUCAGCUGCUUUAGCCUUUGUUGGCAAUGUUAUUUGGUCACUUUCAGUAGCUAAGGUGAAACUUCUCUUGUAGCUUAUACAUUUUUGAAAUAAUUUACCCUAUAUAUUUAGAUCCAUGUUGUAUUUUUGUGUCAUUUAAACUGGAAGGAUAAUGAAAUUUAUAUAGAUACACUAAUGAAUAUUGAAAGAGAAGGAAAUCUUUAACUCUACUAAACUGAUCUAGGAUGAGAAUAUAUUUGAAAUGGCAGGGAACACAACAAACUUUUAAAACACUAAAGUAAUGCUAGUUAGUGUUGGAAUGGGAGCUUCUCUUAGUCAUUUAGACAUACAGUAUCUGCUUCUGUUUAGUGAAAUAAUAGGUUUUUGAUCGGGGGCACAGUCAAUCCAUUCUAGGCAGAAGUUAAUGCAGGUUGUUGUUCCACUGAACCAACAGAUAUUUGGCUGUUAUUUCACCUGUCGCUAUGUUCUUUUUUUUCUUUUCUUUUUUUUUACUAAAGAAAUUUUACUUCCUCCUCGGUGCCCUGAAUUGUUCACUCAAAUUCCUUAGUACAGGAUUUGUGUUACUGCGCAUAUAUAAACCCUUUAUAUUUACAUAUGUAAACCCAUAUUAUAUAUGUAAUACAACAGACGAGAGAACUGGCGAGGUAAAAGAGAGGACUGCAGUUAUGCUGCUACAAUGAAUGUAGUCACUUUGUUAUAAAUGUUAUUCAUGUGAACUCUCAUUCUAUGCACUUAAUGGAAGGUACCAAUAAAAUAAAUGGAAUGAAAUGGCUACAAAAACAGUUUAAAUGAAUGGGCUUGACCAAUCCAGGCAGUGGCUUUGCAUGCAAGUGCAGGUUCAAAAAGCAAACAUGUCAAAUUUAUUGUCACUCAUCAGUAUUAUUAUAUACUGUAAUAUCACUUUGAUAUUUCAAUUUUCUUUCCGUUAGAAAACAUGUUGAAGUAAGUACAUAAUGUUAUUGUAAGCAGGUGUCCCAGACGAAUAGAUUUCAUGGUUUAAAAUACUUCCCAUCCCUUUGUUUCUGACCACACUCUUCUCCUUGUGUAGAUUUACGUGCACAUACAAAAGAAUGUAAAAGUUUAGGUGGUUGAGCCAUAGAUCUUCUAUACAUACGGUGCCUGAGAGAGUCUGGCAGGAAGUCAGCUCAGGUCAGGAAUGUCAUACAGGAAGUGGCCUAGAAAUAGACAUCCUGUUCGUCCCAGAGCCCCUCUGGGUGGAGGCGCUGCUGGAUGUUAUGGAGCUCAAGGUGAUGACAACAACAAGGGGAGGGGAGCACUUCAUUCUGCUUUCAGGACGCACACACAGCUGUGUUGAAUCAGCCAACACCAGCUGUUUCAGCGUUCUUAUUUGUGUACACUGGGCGGUAGUACAUUACAAUGGAUUUCUAUGGGUUUGUCACCUUCCACAGGUUUGACAGAUUUCUGACAGUAAUUUAAGUUCAGUACAUAAAGUUAAUGUAAAUGGAAGCUUAUACACAUUUAUCCCAAAUUGAUUACAAAGAUCUGUCCAUGUUAAACUCGUCAAAAUGUAAACAUUUUACUAAAUCUGACCACUUUUGUGGUCAUUUGCUGAACAGACUUGAUAAUUUUUUGUGCAAUUGAAAAUGUUCUUAUGGUGGUUCACUAGAGUAAAAGUUAGCAGGUUAGCAUUGUCUCCAGGCACA
Messenger RNA from Xiphias gladius (swordfish), 6393 nucleotides. RefSeq lists its product as uncharacterized. The transcript is spliced from 25 exons. The record is from RefSeq and is a predicted model, not a curated record. The coding region runs from base 321 to 4319 and encodes 1332 amino acids. Gene Ontology annotation, biological process: mitotic cytokinesis; septin ring organization; actomyosin contractile ring assembly. Gene Ontology annotation, cellular component: actomyosin contractile ring. NCBI's taxonomy places the organism in Eukaryota, Metazoa, Chordata, Actinopteri, Istiophoriformes, Xiphiidae.